Messenger RNA from Staurois parvus, 309 nucleotides. The record is from the annotation of a GenBank genome assembly. NCBI's taxonomy places the organism in Eukaryota, Metazoa, Chordata, Amphibia, Anura, Ranidae.
CAGGUGUUUGGUGGCUUCUCUUCCAAUGAGCUCAAGCUUAGCUCUAGUUUCUACGGAACCGGAGAAACCUUUCUGUUCAGCUUUUCACCACAGCUAAAGGUCUUCCGGUGGACAGGGGACAACACGUUUUUUAUCAGAGGGGAUGUCCAGUCCUUGACAUUCGGAGGAGGCAAUGGACAUUUUGGCCUGUGGCUGGAUGGAGACUUGUAUAACGGAAGAAGUCAGAGGUGCGACACUUUCAACAACCUCAUACUGUCCACUAAGGAGCAAUUCCGCGUCCACAGCAUCGAAGCCUGGGCAUUCCUCUGA